AUGGCAAACGAGCCGGAGGAGUAUGAGCUCGUUUUCAUCGAUAGUGACGACCCAGAGCAGAUAGGAUGUGCCACGAUCUCGAAGCGUUCCACAAUCGCUAAACUCCGGCAACAAAUUCAAUCAUUAUUGCCCCUCUACGCGGGUGCGAGCCCGACCGAACUGGCUUUAUUCCAGAAAAUCGAGGAGAAAAGCAAGGACCUGGGUUCGCCGCUCCGUGCAACUUACCCCAUCUACGAGUACUACGCAUCACCACCGCCAGCGAAAAUGGUGCAUAUCCUCGUCAGGUGCUCCGCGUCGCCCCAUGAUGAGCUUCUAAAGAGGAAGCGCGAGGACGACAAAGGCCCAGAUGCGAAGCGAAGAAAGAUCCUUGAAUCCUUGAAGAUAGCUCGCUCUCUUGCCCCUUCCUCCGCCUCUCCGAAGGAACUAUUCGCACACUAUAAGGGGAAAAUCGACGUCAACCGACCUACUGCUGACCCGGAGACAAUCCCCAUUUCCCUCCUCCAUGAAGUUUUUGGAAAAUUCUUAGACAGCUACCAGACACAUCGGCCAACUGCAGAGGAGAAUCGUUUGUUCAAUAACCUUCAGGAGGCAAUGUUGAUGGAAUACAGAAAUGAGGGCGACCGUGCAUACAAACUCAGAUCUUUGUUUUCAGAGGAAUAUGGGAUAAAGUUGGAAGCAUCCCUUGUCUCUAACAUGGCUUAUACCACCGAUGGCCACCUCCAGAUAGACGGCCAUCCCCUCAUCAUCACAGAAGCAAAAGAUGAUGUGACGAGUUCUAAGGCAGCCGCGCAUCUGCAAGCUUUCACGUACUACCUACAAUUCAUCAAAAAGAGAAAGCCCGAGGAGGUGGGAAGAACUCCUUGCUUUCUCGUUUACUAUAUCGCCAUCUCUACUUCACUCGGUGUCCAAAGCGAUUGUCCCACUCGACCUGGGAUGACCGCGUCUAUCGACAGCCUGGAAGACUUGGGCAUCGUGAAUUCUUCUACUCCUGCUAUGUCAAUCUCAACCGCACACGGCAUGACGCCUACCUCCCCAGCUGUUACAACGACACGCGCUUCCUCCCGCUGGAAGAUGACGUUAUCAACCACCUCCGUUGCUGCAUCAGUCUACACUCCAACGGGUGGAUUGGUCUAUAUCCCAAUGGCAUCAGCCACCGAGCGAGCGUGGUCCGUGCCCUUCACUUCCAAAGUUCCUUUCCCCAAUUCGACUCCGUCAACCUUGAACAACCACACCGGCGUUAACAACCACAUCACUCUUGUUCAUGAUCCAGAGUUGCAACCAUUAUUAUUCAUGGACUGCUCGGAUAACUCUUCUCAUCCUCUCCCGGACACGGCGUCCAUCCCGACCGACAGGCAGCCUGAGUCAAACUCUGAAAGUCAGGGAAGCGGCUCCGGAAAAUCGGCUCCCACUGCAUUAGUGAUAUUGCUUAGCCUACUCGCCCUCGGAGGGAUCUCAUACUUGUAUAAAUACCUCCGACGAAGAAGGGCGCUUGCAAUGACUACGGCCGAGUGGGACGAUGAAAUGUGGGCUAUAUAUCGACGACAUAUACUGGGUGAAACUCUCGAUGACUCGGUCUCUUGGAUUGGACCUGAAAUUUGGGCUCCAGAACCUGGAAUCACUGCACCCGUGUUUAUGAAUCUUGAGAUCACCCAUUCUUACACUUCCUUGACACCGAUCACAAGUGUGCACGACCCUACGCCGACGUCUAUUGCUCUCACUACGACCCCUACCCAUCCUUGCUUGAUGGCUAUAUCAACGAUUGCCAUCGCUCAGCUAACCAAUAUCACAACGAAACUUACCACUGAGCAAAUUUCCGUUGCAAUCGUCACGCCCAUGAUUCCAGUGUUCAACCCGGACCCCUCCAUGAAUGACCGCACCGCCGUCAACGGCCUCGCCCCUACCGUGCGGAUUACUGAGCCGCCGUCACCAAUCUCGGCUUCGUCGACCAGAUAUUCUCUCUCUGUCUCGAGCACAGCGUUGGUCGCUGGCGAUGAUCACCCCGAGGGUUCGGAGCAACAAAAUAGCGAUGCUGGAGGCUCGAUUCCCGUGGCUCUCGUUAUCCUUCUCGUCCUGGUUUUCCUUAGAUUCUUCCCACGUUGCUACAUGUACCUCAAACGGAGAUGGGAGCGGCGUGGUCCGGAGCGUACGUUUUCAAUGUUUGCGCGCGGAUGGGACGAAGAAGAUUGGGCCAUUUGGCGACAAUUCUAUGGACUGGCAGAGCCUUCUACAGCGGAGUUGGGACUAGCUGGGCUGGUUGACGAUUCCGCCUCAUGGGUAGGACCGGAAGUUUGGGCCCCAGAGUAUGUCAAAAUGAUGGGACUCCAGCCUGCUGCCAUCAGGAACACAAGAAUGAGCACUAGGUCCACUGUUCGCUGGUCUGAUUUGUCAAUGGCAAUGACCGUCGAGUGCCCGUCAUCCAAAGAUGGAGAAACAGGCUGCUUACCUCCUGUCGACUUCGUAGCCUACAAGCUGUCGCGUCCCGAAAGGGCAUACACCAUUUGA
Messenger RNA from Serendipita indica DSM 11827, 2502 nucleotides. The record is from the annotation of a GenBank genome assembly. Lineage: Eukaryota; Fungi; Basidiomycota; Agaricomycetes; Sebacinales; Serendipitaceae.